This is a messenger RNA of Eremomyces bilateralis CBS 781.70, 1960 nucleotides long. Its product is annotated as sphingoid long chain base kinase 4. Lineage: Eukaryota; Fungi; Ascomycota; Dothideomycetes; Eremomycetales; Eremomycetaceae. The coding region runs from base 286 to 1791 and encodes 501 amino acids. The transcript is spliced from 3 exons. The record is from RefSeq and is a predicted model, not a curated record. Gene Ontology annotation, biological process: sphingosine biosynthetic process. Gene Ontology annotation, cellular component: intracellular membrane-bounded organelle; membrane; cytoplasm.
AAUCUGAAUGGAUCACAAGGCACUCAGGCAUAAAUACAAUUAGUCACCUGAGAUGUUCUAUAUAUCAUCUUUCAUUGGUCAUAUUACAGAUCCUAAGUUACAUUACGACCAAUGUGACUUCCAUUUCGUAAGCAGCAGCGCUUUGUCCUGAGGUACUACAUCCAGUUAUGAUGAUUCCAAGAACCUUCUCCUUCUAAGGAGAAGACUGAAGAUCGCCUUUGAGGAUGUUUGCCUUCGUAGACAUUUUACUCUAGACGGAUAGUGUUGAUACAUCCGGUUGUCGCGAUGGCGAAUCCAUUCCAUGAAUCCAGCCCGGAAGCAGCAGCGCAUCCUCCCGAUGCUUCCGGGGACAUUACCUUGAUGCUCCGGACGGGCAAAGGCGCGACUCUGAAUUUGGGAACAGACUCGUUACUAGUACUAGAGGAUGAGCCUGUCACAAAGAGGACCAGCAGUUGCGGUUUACCCUUGAAGCGUCGCGCCCGUUCCCCUACGAAGUCCAUUCCCUACUCUGACAUCCUUUGGGUGUCUCAUAUGUCAACCCAAGUCACAAUCACCUACGCCGUACAUCCCACCUCCUCCACGGCCCGUCCUAUACUCACAUCAUAUCAAAUUGACAAAACUGCCCUGGACAACGUGGAAACGUGGGUCGCUCGCCUCCUGAGCCUUGCUUAUGGCAAGGCGCUAUUGCACAAGCGCAUCAAAGUCAUCAUCAAUCCAUUCGGAGGACAAGGAAAAGCAGCGAAAUACUACCUUCGAGACAUCGAGCCGAUCUUUGCUGGGGCUAGUUGCACAAUCUCAGUGGAACAAACGGAAUAUCAUGGACAUGGCGUCGAGAUCGCGCAAGCCCUCGACGUUGAGGCAUGGGAUGUGGUAGCGUGCUGCUCCGGGGACGGCGUUCCGUACGAGGUGUUCAACGGCCUUGCAAAGAAGCCAAAUGCUGCAUAUGCGCUGUCGAAAAUUGCCGUGGUCCAACUUCCCUGCGGUAGCGGAAACUCCAUGAGUUUAAAUCUCGCUGGCACAGACAGCCCGAGCCUAGCUGCGUUGAGAGUCGUCAAGGGGGUACGGACACCCCUCGACCUGAUGUCCAUCACACAGGGGGAUCAACGUACCCUUUCCUUCCUUUCGCAGUCAUACGGCCAGAUUGCCGAAUCCGACCUCGCGACCGAGCAUCUCCGCUGGAUGGGCGCCGAACGGUUUACGUACGGAAUGGUAACUCGCAUUCUCCGCAAGGCGACGUACCCCUGCGACAUCGCCAUCUGCACAGCUAUCAAGGAUAAGGAGGACAUCAAGUCAUUUUAUUUAGAACAAACCACGCAGCCCAUCGAGAAGUCAUGGAAGCGGCCGGCGGUAGGGGAAGAUGCACCACUUCCACCGCUUCGAUUUGGCACCAUCAAUGACCCAAUCCCCGAGUCGUGGGAGACAAAUCCCGAAGACAAGAUGGCCAUGUUCAUUGCAGGCACCAUGGCCUACUUGGCUCCCGACACCAAAAUAUUCCCUGCCUCUCUCCCGUACGACGGCCAUAUCGAUCUCGUGCGGAUGUACAGCGACGUCCCGCGGCUGCAGGCAUUCAAAUGCAUGGGAGCAGUUGCGAACGACACCUGGUUUCAGCAAAAGUACGUGAGUUACGAGAAGGUGGUCGCGUACCGCCUCAUCCCGAAGAAUCAGGAGGACGGAUACAUUAGCAUCGAUGGUGAAAGAGUCCCGUUCCAGCCAUUCCAGGUCGAAAUCCACCAGGGUCUUGGAACGGUGUUGAGCUGCAAUGGCCUGAUAUACGAGGCCAAAGGCCCUUGAUUUUAUUUUCAUAAGUUGAUACCCAGGGUUUGUAUUCUCUUUUUUCCGGCACAUGGCAUUUUUAGAGCGAAGGUUCAGUCGUUUUGAUACUUUACCCUACCUAAGCUGUACACCAAUUUUGAAAUUGAUACCCAGAGCAUGCCGUUCCGCGACGGCACCGAAGUUGUAG